UCAGCGACGCUCGCUUCGAGGACACGAAGAAGUGGGCGGAUGCGGACGAGGAGGUGGCGAAGCGACUUGCAAUUGUGCGGGAAAUGUCCGAUUUGAAGUGCUACAACGAGGUUUGCUCAUCGAAGGCGCAAAACGAUAAGAUGCAUAUUCGACGUUGCGAGUGUUACGAAGUCUUCUACUGUUCCCAAGCGUGUCAACGGCAACACUAGGCCCAACAUCGAGCAUUUUGUACGGCUCGCAAGAAGGAGCAGACAUUUUCGGCUGGCGUAGUUGUCAGGGAUGAUAUCUCCUUCGUCACGCCCAGAGACAUGUACUUCGUUCGAAGGAUCAUUUUGAACUACCUCGACGAGCAUGGGGCGACGCUCUUGCAAGAAUUUGAGAAGGCCUUGCACGAGGACCCCUCGAGCCACCAGAUCAGCCUUGGACUCUACUUCGUCGACACCAUCGUGCCCACUACCACAGUCAAAUGCGCGAACUAUUUCGACCUCCCAGAGGACGUGCUGCAGGACGACAUUCUCAUUCACGUCAGCGUCUGGAUGACGGCGGCGCUCGACAUCGACACGACCAGUGCUGUCAUUCGAUUGAUGCUCCUCAAGCUCUCGGACCUGCGCCUUGCAGUAGAGCACAAGCGCAGCUUGGCAGCACUGGAAGUCCUGUGCUUGUAG
This is a messenger RNA of Schizophyllum commune H4-8, 665 nucleotides long. RefSeq lists its product as uncharacterized. The coding region runs from base 309 to 665 and encodes 118 amino acids. The record is from RefSeq and is a predicted model, not a curated record. The transcript has 3 exons. Lineage: Eukaryota; Fungi; Basidiomycota; Agaricomycetes; Agaricales; Schizophyllaceae.